Plodia interpunctella (Indianmeal moth) is the source of this 925-nucleotide messenger RNA. RefSeq lists its product as uncharacterized. Bases 103 to 870 code for a protein of 255 amino acids. The transcript has 5 exons. The record is from RefSeq and is a predicted model, not a curated record. Lineage: Eukaryota; Metazoa; Arthropoda; Insecta; Lepidoptera; Pyralidae.
UAAGGCUCAGUUACGAGAGCGCAACUUCAUUCGCUAGAACUCUUGUCUAUGCACCGCACAUAGUGUUGUAUUCUUUAUAUUAUUAGAAAAUCAUAUAAAAAUAUGGCUUACCGCUUACUGGCCGCAGUCGUGUUUUGUGGGAUAUUUCAAUGCAGCGUCCAAUUAGUACCAUUACCGGACUACAUACACCCGUGCGGAGAGCUGACAGACGAAUGUUUCACCAAAGCGACCCUGGACGCUAUACCCGGAGUUGUCAAGGGCAUUCCGGAAGCUGACAUUCCGCCCUUGGAUCCCCUGUUUAUGGACAGGAACAUUAGUAUAGAACUGCCCGGCAAUUUGAAGAUGACCUUCCAUAAUGCAAAGCUGUCUGGCCUUGGGUCGUGUAUACCGAAUAAAGUAUCGUCCCGUCGUGAGAACCGCACCUUUAUUUUCGACAUGCACUGCAACUUCACCAUCCGUGGGCUGUACAGUCUCAAGGGUCGCCUUCUACUCUUCAAUCUGGACACAGAGGGCGCUGCUAAGAUCAAGAUUUGGAACCAGCACAUCCGCCUGGAAGUAGUGGAGAAGGUGAUCAUCAACAAGAAGGGGGAGGGGCACUACAAGAUCAACUCGUACAAGUACAAGGCGGACUACGGAACCGACCUCAAGAUGAACCUCACGAACCUCAUCAAAGGGAACCCUGAAAUCAGUGCAAAUAUCCUUCGAGUAUUGAACGCAGACUCACAAAUAUUCGCGAACGAAUUUGGCGGCCCUAUCCUAGACUACGCCAUAGAUUACGCAAUGAACGUCACACAGAGGUUCUUCAACACGUUUACCUACGACCAGAUCAGUCGCGUGCCCCUCACAGACGAGUUCUUCGUCAAAGAGUAGCGAUAAAGCAGACGAGAUAGGUUAAGUAGGAUAGCAAUAAAUUUAUUAAUAUUUU